Messenger RNA from Staurois parvus, 525 nucleotides. The record is from the annotation of a GenBank genome assembly. NCBI's taxonomy places the organism in Eukaryota, Metazoa, Chordata, Amphibia, Anura, Ranidae.
AUGUCAUGUUCGGAAUGUUUUGCUGCUGAUCUGUUCCUCUCCCCUGCAGGUUAUGGACAUUUGUAUCCGAGUACGACGGCUGGACAGAUCUUUUGCGUCUUCUACGCUUUGUUUGGGAUUCCGCUGAAUGUGGCCUUUCUGAACGCGGUCGGGAGAGGACUGAACACCCACCUGGUGGCGCUGGGCCGUUGUGCGCAGCAUCCCGGAGGAUCGGGGAUGAUGAAGAUGAUAGUAAAGGGUCUUUUCCUCAUCACCGGCUCCCUCCUCUUCCUCGUCUUCCCUCCAAUGAUCUUCAGCUACGUGGAGGGGUGGAGCUACUGUGAAGGAUUCUACUUUGCCUUCAUUACACUGAGCACCAUCGGAUUCGGUGACUAUGUUGUAGGGAAGGAUCCCAGCAAACACUACAUAUCGAUGUAUCGAAGUUUAGCCGCGCUGUGGAUUAUAUUCGGCUUGGCCUGGCUGGCUUUGGUGUUCAAUUUGGUGGCAGAAUUGGUGGAAAAACAUUGGUGCAAUGGCGGAUGUUAA